Messenger RNA from Peronospora matthiolae, 2157 nucleotides. NCBI's taxonomy places the organism in Eukaryota, Oomycota, Peronosporomycetes, Peronosporales, Peronosporaceae. The record is from the annotation of a GenBank genome assembly.
AUGGAGCACUGGACCGCUCACUGGAUGGCUGCGACUGCAAUUCUGGAUGAUCGAGAGUUUACGAUUAUUAAUGUGUACGCGCCCGUGCUGAGGUCCGAGCGGGAGAAGCUGUUUCAAUCGCUCGAACACGUGGUAUCCAGUGUCGAUAGUCCGGUGUUUCUUUGCGGCAAUCUCUAUUGCACGCUUUUAGAUUCUCGCGAUCGGUCUUACACUUCUCGCUGGAACAGCCAUGACCCUCCGGCACUGCGCCGCCUUCUGGAUUGCGGCGGCUUAACUGAUGUUUUGGAUGACGACAUCGACGACCACGAUUCGGACAUUGAUUGGCGAGUCAAACAUCACACGUAUUUCUAUACGAUGCCGGGUGGGCGUGAGGCAAGCUGUCGACUUGACCGGUGGUACUGCUCGGCCGUCGACGGAGAAUGGGUACGCGUAAUCGGCACGUCUAUUCCUGGUCCUUUCUCCGAUCACAACGGUGUUUUAAUACGUGUGGCAGUUCCUGGACGGACUGUGCAGGUGAAGUCGCGAAGGCAGUUGUACCCGCCGCCUAGGUACGCUGUGCGAGAGUACGAGUUGAUGACGACGGACUUUUUCCAACCUGCAUCGGGGACCCUUGAAGGCGUCAUCGCAACAGCAGACACCGUUACGGAACAAGCCCGGGCAACGGCCAUAUGGUGGGAUGCUGAAAAAGCUGGACUGCGACAGAGAUACUCCGAUGCGGCCAAGGAUGCUCGCCGAAAAUCUACGACCGGCUACCGACAGCGCCUAAAGCGGCUUACCGCCCGUCUGGCGACCGCGAUCCGAGAAACCCCUGGUCCGGGUGCUGAUCCGUCUCAAUCGGUCAUCCAAGCCCGACGUGCGGUAGUAGAUUGCAAGGCCAAGUGGCAGAAGAUGAAACGUCGAUCGCUUUUUUGGUCCCAUGCACACCAUCCGGCACGCCUACGGGGUCCUACUGGCCUCGGCCAUCAUCGGGCACGUGAUCUUGCACAGGAUAUGCGUGAGGGCUGGCGCGCCAUCAUGCAACAAACGCCUCCUGAUAAAGCGAUCGUCACUGAUUUCCUCGACUCGCUUCCUCCGCGGGACCAUGGUCCCGACCUUUCGGUUCUCAGCGACGAAUUAACAGCAGCUGAGGUGCUAACAUCUAUUCGUCGCUGCAAAAGGGGUAAGGCGUGGGGACCGGAUUCGCUUAAUAACGACUGGUACCGCGACAAUGAGGCCUACCUUGUACCUCUACUGACAAGGGUAUUUAACGUGUGCGCACUUGGCGGCAUCUUGCCGGGCACGUUCGGUCAAGCUGUAGUGGCGUGCAUAAAGAAGUCGAGGAGUGCGGCAUCACCACUUGACUAUCGACCGAUAUCUCUGUUAAACUCGGACUACAAAGUCUUCACACGGAUUUACGCGUCCCGCCUCAGACCGCUGCUACCAACUCUAGUAAAUCCUCUCCAAACUGGUUUUGUACCUCGAAGAGAGAUGGCGACGGUACUUGAUAUCUUCGCUGCUGCUAAAUUGUGUGCAUGUAAUGAUCCCGAAUUGCACCGCUCGCUCAUGUUGCUGUUGGAUUUCUCAAAGGCGUAUGAUUCGCUUUCACGCAAUUUUCUUCUCGCCGUGAUGAGCCGACUCGGCUUCCCGGCAUCGUUUGUUCAUCUCACCUCGGCUCUUCACAUGGGUACAAGAAGCCAAUUCAUCGUAAACGGCUACAUGUCCGAUCCUCUUGAUGUCGGGUGUGGUAUACGCCAGGGUUGCCCGCUGGCACCCUUGCUUUUUAUCAUUGCGGUGGAACCUCUUUACGAGAUACUACAUAGCACGGUGAAGGGUGUUCGGAUCGCAAACACGUCGGAGACACUGGAGAUCAAGGUUUGCGGGUACGCGUAUGAUACUGCUGUGUACGUUCAGUCCCCGGAGGAAGUGUCUGUGGUCACGCGGACUCUAAUGCGAUUUGGGGCGGCUUCUGGGCUGGUCAUUAAUGCUUCGAAGUCUGUGGCGGUUCCUCUGUGUGCCGGUGUGAGCAUUGACCCCACACUUUUGCACGGUGUUAAGCUGUUACAGGCGGGCGAGAGCCAGACGAAAGACAAACACGGUCAGGAGCCGAGCUCUAUUAGCCUCGGCUUUAAUCAUUCCCAGGGUCACGUUUCUCGCGAGACACUCGUGGCCUACCCGUGA